UACGAGUGUGUACGACAAUGUAUAGACGCCGCGGAUCCGAAACAUGUCCGAACAUGAGCCCGCUUUUUUCUUCGUUCAAGGGGAAAUGACGAUUCUUGUUCUCUGAUCAUAACACAGAAACCAGGGGAUUCAUCUUCAGCGAUUGAAGCAACCCUCCCACCAAACCCUAACGCUACAAUCUAAACCUCUCACUUCAAAAUUAUUUCUUCUACAUUUUUUGUUUGCUCCUUCCCCUUCCUUCGACGCUAACUGCGCUCGAAUUUCGUAUCUCAAACAACGCUCAUCUCAUUCACUUCAUGGCGAGUGAUUCCGGCACAAAACCUCCCCUUGCUUCGUCUUCAGCUGCGGCGGAAUCCUACAUUGGGAGCUUUAUCAGUCUUGUUUCCAAGUACGAGAUUCGUUACGAAGGCGUUUUGUAUCACCUCGACGUCCGGGAUUCCACCAUUGGCUUGAAGAGCGUCAAGUCUUAUGGAACAGAGGGGAGAAGAAAAGAUGGUCCACAAGUUCCUCCAAAUGACAAGGUUUAUGAAUACAUUCUUUUUCGAGGGAGUGACAUUAAGGAUUUGCAGGUCAAGUCCCUCUCUACAUCUAUCAAAGAAGAGCAGAUAUUCAGUGAUCCAGCUAUUAUUCAGUCACAAUAUUCUGAAGUGCCUUCAAGUUCUCCUAUCGCUUCAGUGGCUGGGAGUGGUUUGACAGAAUCAAUUCAAAGGCAAGAUACUCCUGCUAUGAUCAGUAGAGUCAUUCCUCUUUCUGUUGGGUUGCCUUCCCAUCGACCUGCAACAUUGACGGACCCAUCAAGUCAAUCUGCUGUUACUCAUGUUUCUGGUGCUCCUUCUUUCUCUAUGGCAAUGUAUUGGCCAGAAUAUAGUGGGAUAUCAGGAGGUAGCUCUCAUUCUCUGCUGCAAUCUGGUCCUUUUCAGUCCUCUCCAGCAGUGGCACCUUUAAAUGUACAGAGCUGGGGGCGAACUCCAGAAAGUCAGUUAACUUCUUCAAAAGUGGGCUGGACUACUAUAUCAGAGCAUGGUGAAACUGUGUCAUCCGUUACUGCUUCAUCUCUUGUAAAUCCGUCUUAUGAACCUUCAUCUUCCUCUUUACAAACUUCUAAUUCUCUGGAUGCUCCAUCUCUUUUGUCUUCUAAGGCGCCAUUACCCUAUCGUUCUUCUAUGGCUGAAUCAAACAUGCCUUUAUUUUCUUCACCGAUUCAAGGCAUAAAUCCUGUCAAAGAUCAAUUUUCUGGCAAAAUUUCUCCUUACAUGGGAUCAAUGUUUCCUGGACAAUCUGCCCAUCAUUCUGUUUCAUCAUCAGUUGAUUCUACUUCGAGCUCCUUGCCAAGACCUCCAUCUUUUUUAACUCCAGAUCAGUUUGCACAUUCUAGACAGAAUUUUGUUUCUUUAGCGCAGAACCAGAUCCCUGGUCGUAAUCAUAUGGUUUCUCUGCCACCAACAUCCUCUAGCUCCUCUUUUUUAGCACCUUCUCCAGAAUUUCAAGCAGCAUUGUUGCCUUCACCACCAUUGCCAACUUCAGUGCGCAAGCCUGAGCACUCAGCUUCACAGUUCAGUGAGGAGUUUGAUUUUGAGGCCAUGAAUGAGAAGUUCAAAAAGGAUGAAGUAUGGGGUUCUCUUGGGAGGGCAUCUAAGACAAUAGAAAGGUUGGAGGAUAAUACUCCAACUAAUGGCUUGGGUGACAGAGAGUGUCGUGGUUGAUGCCUAACCUAAACCCAGAGCCUGGUUAUAAGAAAGACGACUUUUUUGACACAAUUUCUUGUAACUCUCUCACUCAUGGAUCAAGGAAUGGACAGAAUCGCCUUUCUGAGAGAAUGAAGCUGGAUUCUGAGACGUUUGGUUCCCAUCGGAGCCCUACUAUGGGUUAUGGUGCCUAUGGUAGUGGACGCAAUGAAUAUUACCGGAGCUCAUACAAUAUGGGAAGCGGUUAUAGCUAUGGUGGAAGAGGGCGUGGCAGGAGUAUGCCUUUCUAUUAGCAGUCAUACUCUCUAUUCUCCGAAGACCGAUUGGUCCUUGUCUGCUACUGGUUUCUCCUUUGUCUUUCUUAUGAUCUUUGGCUUUGUUUGGAAGACUUCUCAUGGUGAGAUGAUUGCUAGAAUAUCAAACUUAGAAAAUACAGCCAACUUCAUGCCUUUUAUUUUGGCCUAUUACUGGCGUUUCGGCUUGUACUUUGUCUUCUAAUCUUCUUUGUCUAUAUAACAAACAGUAGCUGAUAAAGCCAUAUAAUGAAAUACCAGAUACGUUUUCUCUGUA
Messenger RNA from Prosopis cineraria, 2255 nucleotides. RefSeq names its product decapping 5-like protein. Gene Ontology annotation, cellular component: P-body. The coding region runs from base 297 to 1703 and encodes 468 amino acids. Gene Ontology annotation, molecular function: mRNA binding. The transcript is spliced from 7 exons. Lineage: Eukaryota; Viridiplantae; Streptophyta; Magnoliopsida; Fabales; Fabaceae. Gene Ontology annotation, biological process: cytoplasmic stress granule assembly; P-body assembly. The record is from RefSeq and is a predicted model, not a curated record.